AUGAGGCGGCCCCUGGCGGUGGAGCUGCUGCUGCUGCUGCUGCCGCCGUUCGGGACGCAGGGGGCCAAGGUGUCAAGAGCCUGCGGGCGCCCGCAGAGGCUGAACCGGAUGGUGGGCGGGCAAGACGCCCUGGAGGGUGAGUGGCCCUGGCAGGUCAGCAUCCAGCACAACGGCAGCCACUUCUGCGGGGGCAGCCUCGUCACGGAGCGGUGGGUGCUCACCGCCGCGCACUGCUUCUCCAACACCUCCGAAACAUCCCUGUACCAGGUCCUGCUGGGGGCGCGGCAGCUGGUGCAGCCAGGGCCACACACCGUGCAUGCCCGGGUGAAGCGGGUGGAGAGCAACCCCCUGUACCAGGGCAUGGCCUCCAGUGCCGACGUGGCCCUGGUGGAGCUGGAGGCACCAGUGACGUUCACCAACUACAUCCUCCCCGUGUGCGUGCCCGACCCCUCGGUCGUCUUUGAGACGGGCACAAACUGCUGGGUCACGGGCUGGGGCAGCCCCAGUGAGCAAGACAACCUGCCCAACCCCCGGAUCCUGCAGAAGCUGGCCGUGCCCAUCAUUGACACACCCACGUGCAACCUGCUCUACAGCAAAGACGCCGAGUCUGGCUUCCAGCUCAAAACCAUUAAGGACGACAUGAUCUGUGCCGGCUUCGCCGAGGGCAAGAAGGAUGCCUGCAAGGGCGACUCUGGCGGCCCCCUGGUGUGCCUUGUGGGCCAGUCGUGGCUGCAGGCUGGAGUGAUCAGCUGGGGCGAGGGCUGCGCCCGUGAGAACCGCCCUGGCGUCUACAUCCGGGUCACUUCCCACCACAACUGGAUCCACCGGAUCAUCCCCGAGCUGCAGUUCCAGCGGGCCAGGCCGGGCGGCCAGCAGAGAGGCCCCCGGGGCCAGCAGCCCCUGGGCCGGAACCUUGCGCCCUGCCAGGCUGCCCCCACCGUCCUGCUGGUCCUCCUGGCGCUACUCCCCAGCCUCUGA
Messenger RNA from Propithecus coquereli (Coquerel's sifaka), 978 nucleotides. RefSeq names its product protease, serine 27 (gene PRSS27). Bases 1 to 978 code for a protein of 325 amino acids. NCBI's taxonomy places the organism in Eukaryota, Metazoa, Chordata, Mammalia, Primates, Indriidae. Gene Ontology annotation, molecular function: serine-type endopeptidase activity. The transcript has 6 exons. The record is from RefSeq and is a predicted model, not a curated record. Gene Ontology annotation, biological process: proteolysis.